UCAUACCUUAAUGAGGUUUCAUAUUCCAAAUGUUUGGUAAUUCUUGCAGAUAUCUUGUAAAAAACUUAGAAUUGUUUACAGAAGGGAGAGAAACAAUGGCUGGGGAUCAAUUGCCAGUCCUGAAAGCACUUGACUCAGCGAAAACACAAUGGUAUCAUAUCACAGCAGUGGUAAUCUCAGGAAUGGGUUUCUUCACCGAUGCCUAUGACCUCUUCUGCAUAUCCCCUGUCACCAAAUUGCUAGGCCGCAUAUAUUUCCAAGUUGAAGGUGCAAAAAGCCCUGGUAGUUUACCUCCCAAUGUAGCCUCAGUUGUGAAUGGUGUUGCUUUAUGUGGAACCUUAGCUGGUCAGCUCUUCUUUGGCUGGCUUGGUGACAAGCUAGGCCGGAAACGAGUCUAUGGAAUGACCCUAUUGCUCAUGAUUAUGUGCUCCAUUGCUUCUGGUCUUUCCUUUAGCAAGGAACCUAAAGCUGUUAUGACAACACUGUGUUUCUUUCGCUUUUGGCUUGGAUUUGGCAUUGGCGGUGACUACCCACUUUCUGCCACCAUCAUGUCUGAAUAUGCCAACAAAAGGACACGUGGUCGUUUCAUUGCUGCAGUGUUCGCAAUGCAAGGUUUUGGAAUUGUAGCAGGUGGUUCGUUUUCACUUCUCAUCUCAGCUUUAUUUGCUGCCAAAUUUCAAUCUCAGCCUUAUGGAUUAGACCCCAUUGGCUCAACUGUCCCACAAGCAGACUACGUUUGGAGGAUCAUAUUGAUGGCUGGUUCAGUCCCCGCUGCACUCACUUACUAUUGGCGGAUGAAAAUGCCAGAAACUGCUCGUUACACUGCGCUCGUUGCGAAAAAUGAGAAACAGGCCGCGGCUGAUAUGUCAAAGGUUAUGCACAUUGAUCUCAAGUCAGAGCAAGAAAUGGUUGAGAAGAUGGCUCAGAAACCAGCCAAUGAAUUUGGUUUGUUUUCCGUGGAGUUUGCUCGUCGCCACGGGUUUCACUUGCUUGGAACCAUGAGCACGUGGUUCUUGCUCGACAUUGCAUAUUACAGCCAAAAUUUGUUCCAAAAGGACAUUUUUAGCGCAAUUGGGUGGAUUCCUCCUGCAUAUGCUAUGAAUGCCAUUCAGGAAGUUUAUAUGGUAGCCAAGGCACAAACCCUUAUUGCUCUUUGCAGUACUGUCCCUGGCUACUGGUUUACGGUGGCAUUCAUUGAUUCGAUUGGAAGAUUCAAAAUUCAGAUUCUGGGUUUCUUCAUGAUGACAGCUUUUAUGUUCGGAUUGGCUAUUCCUUACAAUUACUGGACCCAAAAGGAACAUCUAAUUGGGUUUGUUGUACUAUACUCGCUAACUUUCUUCUUCUCAAAUUUUGGACCCAACGCCACCACAUUUGUCGUGCCAGCUGAGAUUUUUCCAGCUAGGGUGAGAUCAACUUGCCAUGGCAUAUCAGCUGCAUCGGGGAAGUUAGGGGCAAUAAUAGGUGCAUUUGGGUUUUUGUAUCUGGCUCAGAACCAAGACAAGGCCAAGGCAGACAGGGGUUAUCCAGCGGGUAUUGGAGUGAAGAAUUCACUGCUUGUAUUGGGUGCAAUCAGUUUUGUGGGCAUGUUGUUUAGUUUUUUGGUCCCCGAAUCAAAGGGGAAAUCACUGGAAGAGAUGUCUGGUGAAAAUGAAAAUGCAAAUGGAGCAGAGGCAGGAUUGGAGCAGGCACCAACAAAUAACCAGACAGCUUUGGACAUUUAGGUCGGGCUUUCAUCCAUUUCUUAGAGCAUAAAACUCUAAAGCGUUCAUCAGUUUUGGUGGAGAUAUCUCUGAUGGUCCAUUUUUUCUCUCCUGUACAAAUUUUAUUUUCUUAGCUAAUUUACAGUUUUAGUUCCAAUAGUAACUUGAAUGUUUAUUUUGUCAAUUGAGAUUGCUAGUAUAUUAGUUCCAGUUUCAUUUUUGUUUUUGUAUUUGUUUUUUUUUUUUUCAAUUUUCUUGUGUGAUUUCCUUUGAAUAAUGCUUAGAACAGUCACAGCAUAUUCUAAUCUAAUGUUCUGUAUGGCCAUAGUAGUUGCUUUUUGCUUGCUUCUGCUAAUUAGUUUGCACCAUUGUUAUUUAUUUGGUGAAGUUUGAUAAUGCUGGUGUAGAAAUCUGUUCUCUUUGGUUCAUUACACUUUCUGGUGCUCAUGGACGGGUUAAAAUUCUUCAGCCUUAUUCGUCAUACAUUACAACCAUUUACAGACCACAAAUUCUUAGACAAAGCUUUAACAUUUCAGAUAAAGCUCAGAAGUCUUUGCUUUCCAUCGGAAAUACUUACAAUAAGUAGUAUCUCUUUUCGUCCAUAUUGGCACAACACAACCAGAACUUUGGUACUUUUUAUCUUUUAUACAGAGCUAUAUGGUCCUUGAAUUUAGCUUCCAUCUUCUUAAUCCCUUAUUAUUUACAUUCUUCUUAGCAGUCCCACUGUCCUUCAAUUGCAAUGCAGUAUGCAUGUACCUGCUUAAAUCAGUGUACAUAGGGUGCAACCAUGACUUAUUGAACCCACUAAAGCAAGCUACUCCUUUUUAUUAUUAUUAUUAUUACAAUUGGUAGGAAGGGAAUAAGGGACAACAAAAUUGCAUAGUGACUAUUAGUAUGAAUUUAAUUAUACAAAAAUAAAUUAGUUUAGCAAAACAGGAAAAAUACACGUCACAAAUCACAUCAAGAUUUAUGUGAAAAACCGUCCAAUACAGAGGAGAAAAAAUCACAAGACUAAUAUAGAACCUCCUCUGUUAUCUAAAAAAUGGGUAUACAAAAAUAAAAAAUAAAAAAUACCAGCUCCAUUCACGGUAGGUACUUACGAACU
Camellia sinensis is the source of this 2805-nucleotide messenger RNA. Its product is annotated as inorganic phosphate transporter 1-4. Lineage: Eukaryota; Viridiplantae; Streptophyta; Magnoliopsida; Ericales; Theaceae. Gene Ontology annotation, molecular function: phosphate transmembrane transporter activity. Gene Ontology annotation, cellular component: membrane. Gene Ontology annotation, biological process: transmembrane transport; phosphate ion transport. The record is from RefSeq and is a predicted model, not a curated record.